UCUGUUCCCAAAGAGGUGGAUCAAUGGAGAUCAAAGAGUCAAGAGCGCCCAUCUCACACACUCUCUCUCUCUAAAAUCACAAACUUAUAAUGGGUGGUGAUUAAUAUAGAGAUUAUACAAAGCUGCUGAGGCAAUUUCAGUGAACCAAUUCUUGAGCUGUUCGAUGGAAAUUCAACAUUUUCAAGUGUGUGUUAAUCUGGUAGUGGGGAUUCAGUUGAUUUUUCUUGCUGGCAUUGGCUCUUGCAUGCAUAGCUCUUCGUUUUCCAAUGAGGUGGGCAAGGGUAAUUCAAAUUAUGAUGUCAACAGCCGAAGCAUUGAGGCCUUGCCUUAUCUAGAGAAAUAUAUAUCGGAGUCUUAUUUUGAGAAACAUGAUAGCUUACUUGAUUCAGAUUUUGAAGAUUUCAUAACCCAUGAACUUCCCCUUGGAUCAUGUGAAAUGCUGCAGGAUAACCAUGAUCUUGUGCCAAGAUUGUCAGUGCUGCAUCGCCAUCUAAUCGGCGAAGGUUCUCAUCGGCAUCUAUCUUCAUCCAUCACAUUUAACAUCCAGUCGGGGUCCAUAUCUAAGCUACCUGCACACUUUUGUGAGGCCAUUAUCAUUGAAAGAUUGCCCUCUGGAAUUUUUGCAGAUCCAUUUGAACUUCAACAUCUUAUCGAGCGUGGUGUCUUUUUGGAUGCUGCUGUGUUUGGAGACACAAAUUUAGAGCUCCCUUCAGUUGCUUCAAAUCGGUCUGUUGUCGAGGUCCACCUUGGUGUUAGUCCUGAUAUAUUAUCAAGACAUCAGAAUAGAUUGGAUAUCACCGUUGAGCUUCCAUUACAUGCACGUUACCCGCCUGUAGGAGAAAGUGGCUUUUCAACCGUUGCAUUUGGUGCACCUGACUUGUUCAUGCGUUGCAGCUUGAAAGGAAGAUCAAACAAUCAGAGCUGCUUAUUUAUGUUGACCAAUAACAGUGCUGAAUCGGAAAGUGGUGGUGUUGUAUGGAAAGUACCUUGUGGGAAUAAGGAACACGCCAGAGCUGUGUCCACUGUUACUUUUCUUUCAGCCGUUGUAUCUGCUCUUUUAAUUGUCUUGACAUCCAUCUAUAAAUCAGACAUUCAGAGCUAUGGAAAAAAAUGAAACAAUCUAAUAUAGUGAUCAUUCUCUUUGCUUGAUAACUUUGCAUUUUAACAACAGUGGGGACUUGUUUCUGCAUCGCAUAUUGUCUUAGCUCUUUAGCAUCAUAUCAACAUUAGAACACCGUAUCUUGUCACUUCAAGGAUACCCUUUGUCUGUUGGCUCGUAUCAUCUUGGGAUUGAAGAAUCGACUCUGGUUGUUUAGAGACUUUGACAUGUGUGGCUGUAUCUUUCUCUUGACAUCACAUCUCUUUUCAGUUCAGCUCGUGGUUGUGAAGAUUUGAACUUAAAACUGAAUAUAUAUGAGUUUCAAUGCAUCCUUUUGAAAGGAUUUUGCUAAAAAGGAAAGAGGAUGUAUCAAGAUUUUACGGUAAUAUUUUGUUUGAAUAUGCUA
Molecule: messenger RNA, 1505 nt
Organism: Cornus florida
Lineage: Eukaryota; Viridiplantae; Streptophyta; Magnoliopsida; Cornales; Cornaceae
Exons: 5
Coding region: 164-1114 (316 amino acids)
Biological process (GO): GPI anchor biosynthetic process
Cellular component (GO): endoplasmic reticulum membrane
Source: RefSeq, a predicted model, not a curated record